GUGUGUCUCUUGUCUCAUCAGGAUGGUGGCUUCCUACCUGGUGCAUCAUAGCUAUUGCGCCACGGCCGAAGCCUUCGCCAAAUCCACAGACCAGGCCGUGCACGAGGAGCUGGCCUCCAUCAAAAACAGACAGAAGAUCCAGAAGCUGGUGUUGUCGGGCAGAAUGGGCGAGGCCAUCGAGACCACCCAGCAGCUGUACCCCAACCUCCUGGAGAGGAACCCUGACCUCCUCUUCAUGCUCAAGGUGAGACAGUUCAUAGAGAUGGUGAACGGCACGGACAGUGAGGUGAGGUGUCUGGGCGGUCGAAGCCCCAAGUCUCAGGACAGUUACCCCGGCUCCCCCCGGCCCUUCAGCAGCCCCAGCCACAAAGCCAGCAGCUCCCAGCCCUACCUCCCAGGGUUCGACAGCAACUGCUGUAACGGCGUGACAUCUAAUAAGAGCCACAGCUCCUCCCCUCACAGUCACAAGCCCUGCCCCCCGAGCUCUGGCUCCACCCUCCCAGCGUCGGACAUCAGCCUCAACGGGAGCCGCAGCCAGCAGCCCAUCACCAGUAGCGAUGUGGAUAUGGAGGUCGACCACUUCACCAACGGAGUGACAGAAUCAUCCUCCAAUGGUUUCCUCAACGGCAGCUCCAAACACGCCACCGAGCCGGAAGACUGUGACGCGGACAUGGAGGUGGAGUCGGCUCAGUCCAAAAGGCAGCUGUGCGGCGGGAGCCAGGCAGCCAUCGAGAGAAUGAUCCAUUUCGGCAGGGAGCUCCAGAGCAUGAGCGAACACCUCCGCCGCGAGUGUGGCAAGAACUCCGCCAACAAGAAGAUGCUCAAGGAUGCGUUCAGCCUGCUGGCCUACUCAGACCCCUGGAACAGCCCGGUCGGCUACCAGCUGGACGCCAUUCAGAGAGAGCCUGUCUGCUCCACUCUCAAUAGUGCAAUAUUAGAGACUCACAACCUGCCCAAGCAGCCGCCGCUGGCUCAGGCCGUUGGUCAGGCCGCCCAGUGCCUCGCCAUCAUGGCACGAACUGGCAGCGGCUCCUGCGCCUUCGCCUCUGUGGACGAUUACCUGCACUAGCCCUGUGUACACACACACACACACACACACACACACACACACACA
This is a messenger RNA of Labrus bergylta (ballan wrasse), 1114 nucleotides long. The record is from RefSeq and is a predicted model, not a curated record. NCBI's taxonomy places the organism in Eukaryota, Metazoa, Chordata, Actinopteri, Labriformes, Labridae.